AUGGCUCGACCACUGCGUGUGGCCGGGGAAAAGAGGCUAUGGUGCCCCAAGUUGGGCAUUCGAUUCUCAACGUCAUCAAACUCGGUUCCGUUGUAUCCUCCGCUGGAUAUGCCUCGUUUCGUGCAGACGGCGAGCGAGGGCAAUGGGAUCAGAAGUGAUUUCAGAAACGAUCCGUUUGACUAUUGCGCCAAUGCUGUGAUGGAACAAGACUUGGCUACCCUUGCAACACCAAGCCAUGAUGCCAUCACUCAACAGAGCAAAAACUCAGCGCCGACAAAUCCCCAAACACCACCUCAAGGUCCUACCACCACUAUUCAUCGAGAAAGUGAGAAAUUACUAGGCACUGAGAUCUCCAAACCCCACCCAGAGGGCGACCCGGCAAUCGUUGAAGCCCCGUCAACACCACUAAGCUUCAACAUCUCUCCGUCUCUCUUCCACGCAGCCCGCGCCGCCAAAGCAGGCUCCUUCGAAUCAUUCUGGUCACACACAAUGUAUCAGCGAAUUAGCGAUCAAGGGGCCAUUGAAAAAGUAAAAGUCCACUACUGCACGAGCAAACACACCACGGAACAAGUCUGCAGGAAGCACUUCCUCGGAGAGGCAGUCCUAGGCCUCGACCUCGAGUGGUUCCCCUACGCAUCCCGCAGCUCCGGACCGCGAGAUAACGUCUCCCUCAUCCAAAUCGCGAGUCCAGGUCGUAUCGGCCUUUUCCACGUGGCUAUGUUUGCCGAGGGUGAAGAUGACCUUGUGGCUCCUACCCUGCGCACAAUUUUGGAGGAUCCCAACGUGAGCAAAGUCGGCGUCCACAUCCAAGGUGACUGCACCCGGCUAAAGAAAUACCUCGACGUCCAGGUUCGGGGUAUUUUUGAACUCAGCCACCUGUACAAACAGGUCAAGUACACAGCGGCGAAGACGCCCAAGCUCAUCAACAAGGUGGCGGUAGCGCUGUCAACGCAGGUACAUGACAUUUUGAAGUUGCCGCUGUUUAAAGGCGACGUGGUCCGGUCGAGUAACUGGAUGAAGCGCCUGUAUUACAAGCAAGUUUUAUAUUCUGCGUCAGAUGCCUAUGCUGGGAUACAAUUAUACCAUGUCCUCGACGCAAAACGCAAGAGACUGAACCCGUGCCCCUCAAAGCCUCACCACGCGGAACUAGGUCUCCCGAUUCCAGUCGUGGGGACGGAAUCAAAGCCAGAAGAGGAAACAGGUCAUCUACCAGGUGGCUCCUCCAGCUCCUCCAGCUCCUCCAGCUCCUUCAGGUCGGAACUCGAAACCGAGCUGCUAGCCUUUCCGCCAAUCCCAGCCAAACCUCCAGUACGAGAUGCCCGUAUCCUCGCAGCCGAGAAAAAGGCAAUCGAGUAUCGCAAAUCCAAGACUUCGGCCGUAUCGGCGCCGCCUACCUCGCUAAGAGCAUACUUUGUUUGGCACAACAACCUGGACCUCAAUCCUGAAGCCGUUGCUCAACUGCUGAGAGAUCCGCCACUGAAAACAAACACAGUUGUGUCGUAUAUUCUUGAUGUGAUUGUCAGUGAAAAGAUGGCCUAUGAUAGGGGGAGAUUGGAAUCCGAGGUAUUGCCCUUGUUGGAUCAGCGUGCUGUUCAAGUGGGUAGUAGAUAUGGUGCCUUGGUGAGAAGUUGUGAGAGGACUGAUGAAGUAACAUAA
Molecule: messenger RNA, 1656 nt
Organism: Metarhizium acridum CQMa 102
Lineage: Eukaryota; Fungi; Ascomycota; Sordariomycetes; Hypocreales; Clavicipitaceae
Biological process (GO): nucleobase-containing compound metabolic process
Cellular component (GO): nucleus; cytoplasm
Molecular function (GO): 3'-5' exonuclease activity; nucleic acid binding
Source: RefSeq, a predicted model, not a curated record